Messenger RNA from Haliotis rubra (blacklip abalone), 1015 nucleotides. RefSeq names its product calpain-1 catalytic subunit-like. Gene Ontology annotation, biological process: proteolysis. NCBI's taxonomy places the organism in Eukaryota, Metazoa, Mollusca, Gastropoda, Lepetellida, Haliotidae. Gene Ontology annotation, cellular component: cytoplasm. Gene Ontology annotation, molecular function: calcium-dependent cysteine-type endopeptidase activity. The record is from RefSeq and is a predicted model, not a curated record. The transcript is spliced from 7 exons. Bases 89 to 1000 code for a protein of 303 amino acids.
AUAUGAGCUACACACUUGACUGUGACAGACGCUAUAGUCAGAUAGAACUGUCACAAGCUAAGGUUCCAGGUGACUACUAAACCGAAGCAUGAAUUACGAGGAAGAUCCUGAAGGUUCUGGACUCCAGUUCUGGACGAGAGACUUCAGGACUGCCCCAGUACCACGCAAGACAGAACGUCCGGAGGUUGCACCUGGGCAGGAGUGGACAGACCCCAACUUCGAUAAACCGGCGAUAAUAAACGUUAAUGAAACUGCGCAUCUAAUAGAAUGGAAGAGAUCAUAUGAGAUAGUCCCGGACCCUGUGCUGUUUCAUGGCGAUGCUUGCAUGGAAGAUAUCAACCAAGGCACGUUUGGAACAUGUUGGUUCUUGUCCAUGUUGGCAAACCUCGCCGAAAAACCGAAACUCAUGAAAAAGGUGAUUGACAAGAAUGCCUUCAAGCCCAAGACAGACGGAAUCUUCCACUGCAGACUGUGGAGGUUCGGGGAAUGGGAGGACGUAUACACUGAUGAUAUCCUGCCUGUAGUAAAAGGACCAAAUGAAUUAUUCGGAGCUCAGUCAAAAUCAGGAACUAACGAAAUGUGGGUUUCGCUGAUGGAGAAGGCUCUUGCAGGAUGUCACGACUCGUACAGUGUUGCUGAAGGUGGCAUGCCAAGUGAUGCCUAUCUAGCAUUGACAGGAGGUGUGCCAGAGACGGUAGUGAUGGAAUACACCAAUCACAGCGUCCUGUUUCAACGUAUAGUCAAUGCACUGAAGUGUGGAGCCUUUGUGACUUGCUCCACGAAAUCAGGCACGUCAUUAUCAAACGGAAUAGUUCCAGGUCACGCCUACUCUCUGAUUAGUGCACAUGAGAUAACGAAAAAGAACGGGAAGAGGGUUUUCCUCUUGCAGAUGCGCAACCCAUGGGGGUCGGAUGAAUGGACAGGAAAGUGGAGUGACAAGUUGGUAUUUUAUGAGAUAUUUGAUUCUGGAUUUCUUUGUUUGCAUAUUGUUUACACUUAGCCAUUGACCAGCUAU